UAACUAUCAUUAGGCUUACGGAAUACGGACUGUUGUUUAAACAGCAGCUUUUCUAUGGGACUUUCCACAUUUCUAAAUAUUGUGUUGUGUGACUAACAAAUCUAAGAACUCGUUUUGGUAUCACAACCAAUCGAGGGCUUGUAAAAAAAUUGCGGCUCCUUUGAGUCACCAAGUAUUUCGUAAUUUUUUUGAAUUAGCGGUUUUCAGUCACGUUGCCCCACCUUAAGUCUUCUUAUUGUUAUCGAUCUGCGCUUGCGCCGUGAAAGAAUUAGUGAGUCGCCAUUCUGUCAUUGUUCGAUCUUUGUUGACUGAACUUUCACGAACUGCGUUGCAGUGUUUACACCUAUCGAGGGAAGCAAAGUUUGUCAUUUGAAAACAGUAAAGUCUCAGAAUGGGAGCUGUUUUGGGUAUUUGUGGUGCAGCCCAGCUGGCCUGCUGCUGUGGAAGUGCAGCUUGUGGUCUCUGCUGCAAAGCAUGUCCGUCAUGCAAAAAUUCAUCAUCAAGCAGGAUCAUGUAUGCUAUCAUGCUAUUGUUAGGCACCAUAGUUGCCUGCAUAAUGUUAAGUCCGGGGUUGGCAACUGCCAUGCAAAAAGUUCCAUUUUGUGAUGAAGCAACAAGCACUACAUCAGAUUUGCUUGUCCCCAAUUCCAUUAAAGUUAACUGUGGAAUUGCUGCUGGAUAUCUCGCUGUAUAUCGCCUUUGUUUCGGCAUGACCCUCUUUUUUCUUUUCAUGGCACUAAUAAUGAUAGGGGUACGAACUUCAAAAGAUCCAAGAGCUGGAAUUCAAAAUGGAUUUUGGGCAAUCAAAUAUCUUGUUUUGAUUGGGACCAUUGUGGGAGCAUUUUUUAUUCCUGAAGAUAAAAAUGAAACAUUUGGCACAACUUGGAUGUGGUUUGGGAUGAUUGGAGGCUUUUUCUUCAUUAUCAUCCAGCUGGUUCUUGUUGUUGACUUUGCACAUCGUUGGGCUGAGUCUUGGGUUGAAAAAUAUGAAGAGACAAGUUCUAAGAUCUGGUACUGUGCUCUGAUUUCCUUCACCUUUUUUCAAUAUGCCCUAUGCAUCACUGCCGUCAGCUUGUUCUUUGUCUACUACACCACGAGUGAUGGAUGUGCUUUAAACAAAUUUUUCAUCUCCAUCAACUUGAUUCUGUGCAUCUUAGUCAGUGUCGUAGCCAUCUUGCCAAAAGUUCAAGAGCACCAACCGCGCUCCGGCUUAUUGCAAUCUUCUAUUGUUAGUUUGUACACAUUGUAUUUGACCUGGUCCGCCAUGUCUAACAAUCCUGAUCCAGCGUGCAAACCAAACUUUUCGGAGAUCAUUAAUGGUCAAACCGGACCUAGUACCGAAGAAGGAAAUCCAACUUUUGACGCCGAAUCGAUUGUGGGCCUCGUGAUUUGGUUCUGUUGUGUUUUGUACUCGAGCAUCCGUACUGCGUCUAACGGACAAACAGAGCGUCUAAUUGGAUCAGAUAAAGUAUUGGCAAAGGACGACAAUGGAUCAUCAGGUAGCGGUAAUGAUGUUCAUGAAAUCGAAUCUGGAGGCAACGUGUGGGAUAAUGAAGCUGAUGGAGUUGCGUAUUCCUGGUCCUUUUUUCACCUGAUGUUUGCUCUUGCUACGCUAUACGUUAUGAUGACUAUAACAAAUUGGUACAAGCCUACAUCUGACUUAUCGACACUGAGCAGCAACGAGGCGUCUGUUUGGGUUAAAAUGAUCUCUUCAUGGUUAUGUCUUGGUCUUUACCUUUGGUCACUUAUAGCCCCUUCGUUGCUACCUGAUCGAGAUUUCAGUUAAAUGCUUUGAUUGUGAACAAAUAAUUACAUUUGCAUUCGAUUCAUUCGAAUGUCACUUGGUCAUUCACUGCAUCAAAAUCCUAUUUGAUGAUGGGUAAAUUGAUAAUUGAUGUGUUAGUAUCCCUCGAUUAGCCCCCGUUUUACUUUUUGGUGUAUGCAAAAAUGCAAUAUAUAAAUUCACGUCGAUUCUAAAAUACACUUAAUCAAUGUA
Molecule: messenger RNA, 1996 nt
Organism: Daphnia pulicaria
Lineage: Eukaryota; Metazoa; Arthropoda; Branchiopoda; Diplostraca; Daphniidae
Gene: TMS1
Product: probable serine incorporator
Exons: 8
Coding region: 392-1786 (464 amino acids)
Cellular component (GO): membrane
Source: RefSeq, a predicted model, not a curated record